Exophiala aquamarina CBS 119918 is the source of this 567-nucleotide messenger RNA. Its product is annotated as GTP-binding protein rhb1. Lineage: Eukaryota; Fungi; Ascomycota; Eurotiomycetes; Chaetothyriales; Herpotrichiellaceae. The coding region runs from base 1 to 567 and encodes 188 amino acids. The record is from RefSeq and is a predicted model, not a curated record. Gene Ontology annotation, biological process: small GTPase-mediated signal transduction. Gene Ontology annotation, cellular component: plasma membrane. The transcript has 4 exons. Gene Ontology annotation, molecular function: GDP binding; GTP binding; GTPase activity.
AUGGCUCCCUCAAUUAAACAGCGGAAGAUUGCCAUCUUGGGUAGCCGUUCGGUUGGCAAAUCAUCCCUAACCGUCCAAUACUGCGAAGGUCACUUCGUCGAAAGUUACUACCCUACCAUCGAAAACACAUUCAGUCACGAGAUUGUACACAAAGGUCAGACAUUUCUGACCGAGAUUAUCGAUACUGCGGGACAGGAUGAAUACAGCCUCAUGAACUCCAAGUUGUACAUUGGCAUCCAUGGAUACCUGAUCGUCUACUCGGUUGCCUCCAGGCAGUCUUUUGACAUGGUGCGGAUCAUCAGGGAUAAACUUCUCAAUCAUCUAGGAGCCGAAUCCGUACCCAUUAUGAUUGUAGGCAACAAGAGCGAUGUCGACCCAACCAAAUCCAGAAAGGUGACUGCUGAGGAGGGUCAACAACUAGGUCAAGAAUUGAAGUGUGGUUGGAUCGAAACCAGCGCCCGAAACAACCAAAAUGUCUCCAAGGCAUUUGAGCUGAUGAUCGCCGAAAUCGAGAAGUCUCAGGAACCCGACAAGCCCGCCGGAGGUGGAAAGUGCCUCGUGAUGUGA